AAAACUAUGAGACUGUUCUUCUUUGGCGAUUACGACCUCAUGACCAAGAUGUAUGGUAUUUGCAGCUGCAAUGCCCGGUACUGCUGCCUCCACUGCACUGCAUCCCGACAGAGAAUGGCAACACCAAGAGAUGAGAGAGAGCAAUCUCCAGCCCGUACCCUUCAGACCAUCAUGGAUGACUUCCAGAAGUAUGAGGCAGAUGGCUCCAGACGGUCGAGAGCAAAAGACGUCUCACACAGCAUUGUUGCCAAACCUUUCCUAGAAAUUGACACCGAUCAUGUUGUACUUCCCAGUCUGCACAUUUCAUUGGGGAACUUCAAACAAAUGUACGAAUUGGAGGAGCACUGUCACAAGCUUGACUAUACGCUGUUCAAGUUGCGUGUAACUCAUGCAGACAAUGACGACGAUGAGGAAGAUCCAACUAACUUUGACAAGAGGGUGACAGAGGAGUAUACAAAAAGACUUACCCAAGCAAAACAAGGUCUUCUGUGA
Patiria miniata (bat star) is the source of this 492-nucleotide messenger RNA. RefSeq lists its product as uncharacterized. NCBI's taxonomy places the organism in Eukaryota, Metazoa, Echinodermata, Asteroidea, Valvatida, Asterinidae. The record is from RefSeq and is a predicted model, not a curated record. The transcript has 4 exons. Bases 7 to 492 code for a protein of 161 amino acids.